AUGUCCCAGCCCGGCUUCAAGGAGGUCGACUUCGGCUCGUCCCCCAAGAAACACACAAUGCACACGCCCCCAGACUCACCGGAGAAGACCACCCACCCCAAGGACUUCCCCAUCCUCCCCAAGAACAAAGAUGGUCCUAGCCCAUCAACCACCGCCAGCCAGGCCUCCUCGGCCAAACAAAGCCAAUCCCAAUCCCCAAGCAGCAGCCGCCGCAACCCCAGCAUGACGCUAAACCUCGAGCACAACCUCGCCAUCCCGAGCUCCCCAAGCCAUGCCACUUCCGGCUCCGGCUCGCACAACACCAUCGAGGUGCCCGCGCUGCGGUCCCCGGAAGCCGAGGUCUCGCAGUUCAUGCACCACCUCUCAUCCUUGCCGUCGACCAAGGAACGUCGCGUGUCCCGCAACUCGUUCGGCGCCGCCCUGCCCAUCCCCAAGAGCAAGCGGCAGAGCCGUCUCAGCAGCGUGACCUACCCCGCCGAGGAGAAGGGUUCCACAGGGUCAGGAAGUAAAGCAGUCGGGGGGACGGGCCUGACGCAGCGGGAUAUCCUCGCGUCGCAGGUGCAGGAUGUGCUGGCGGAUAAAGUCAAGGCGGCCAAGAACAUGGCGUUUGUGUUUGACAUUGACGGCGUGCUGGUUCACGGCGACCGGUUGAUCCCGCAGGGCCAGCAAACUCUGAACAUGCUCAACGGAGAUAACCAACUGGGGAUCAAGAUCCCGCACAUCUUCUUGACCAACGGCUCCGGCAAGCCGGAACUCGCUCGCACCGAGCAGCUCACCCGCAUCUUGGGCAACCACAUCGACACGGAUCAGUUCAUCCAGAGCCACACGCCCAUGCGCGCCCUGGCGGAGUACUACAAGACCGUGCUAGUUGUGGGUGGUGAGGGUUACCGCUGUCGUGACGUCGCCGAGCAGUACGGCUUCGAAGACAUCAUCGUGCCAAACGACAUCGUGGCAUGGGACCCGUCGAUCGCACCUUACCGGGUGUUCACCGACGAGGAGCGCGCAUCCUCGCGCCCGCGGGAUUUCACCAAGACCCAGAUCGACGCAAUCCUCGUGUUCUCAGACUCGCGCGACUACGCGACGGACAUGCAAAUCAUCGUGGACCUGCUGCGGUCCGAGAACGGGCGGUUCGGCACCAUCGCUGCUGAUCCGGUGUCCCAGCGCAUCCCGAUCUACUUCUCCCAGGGUGAUCUGCUGUGCCCGACAGAGCACCCCAUCCCGCGUAUGAGCCAGGGAGCGUUCCGCAUCGGCUUGGAGGCCAUGUACAAAGCGCUGACGGGGGUGGAGUUGGAGCGUGUGGUGUACGGCAAGCCGGAGCUGGCGACGUAUAAGUAUGCGGACGAGGUGAUUGCGUCGUGGAUGGAGGAGCUGCACGGGGAGGAGCGGGUGCCGCAGAAUGUGUACAUGAUCGGUGACAACCCGGCGUCUGAUAUUGUGGGCGGGAAUAUGUACGGGUGGAACACGUGCCUGGUGCGGACGGGCGUGUUUCAGGGCGGGGAGAAUGAUGAGGAGAACCCGGCGAACUUUGGCGUGUUUAAGAAUGUGUGGGAGGCGGUCACCACGGCGUGCAAGAAGGAGUUGGGUGAGGACUUUGUGUUUAAGUGGGAUGAGAAGGUUGUCAACCCGGUAUUACGGGACAGUGCGGGGUCUGCGAUUGAGGUGUAG
Molecule: messenger RNA, 1665 nt
Organism: Dichotomopilus funicola
Lineage: Eukaryota; Fungi; Ascomycota; Sordariomycetes; Sordariales; Chaetomiaceae
Product: HAD-like domain-containing protein
Exons: 2
Coding region: 1-1665 (554 amino acids)
Biological process (GO): glycerophospholipid biosynthetic process
Cellular component (GO): mitochondrion
Source: RefSeq, a predicted model, not a curated record